UCUCGCGAGAACCUGGUCAGCGGGUAUAAAAGCGAGAUCAGGCGCUCUUUCGGGAAAGUUUACUAAGCGCGUCUGACUCAGAGUUUCAAGUUUGUCUUCCGGCUAUAGACACAGAACAACGGUGAGAGACAUGCCUCCUGUGGAAAUAAUGAACGAGAAUGUGGUUACUCGAGUGGCCAAGCUUCCACUGGUGAGUUCCACCUAUGGCAUGGUGUCAGAUUUGUACAGUAACACCAAAGACAACCAUCCAACCAUCAAGUCGGUGUGUGAGGCAGCAGAAAUGGGUGUAAAAACGAUCACUUCAGCUGCCUUUACCAGCGCCUUGCCAAUCAUUGGCAAGCUGGAACCUCAAAUCUCUCGGGCUAACGACCUCGCCUGUAAGAGUCUGGAUAAAAUUGAGAAGACCCUGCCAAUUCUUCACCAGCCUUCUGGACAGCUUGUUACCAGUGCUAAAGACCGGGUCACUGAAACCAUGAACGGGGCCAAGGAGACCAUGUCUCACACCCUGAGUCACGUGAUGGGCCGAACCCGAGGAGUAGUGCAGGAGAGCAUGGAGAAGACGAGGAUGGUUGUCACUGGUGGUGUCCACACAGUGAUGGAGAGCAAAGUGGCUAAGCUUGUGAGCAGUGGUGUGGACACUGCCCUGAGCACGUCAGAGAUUCUGGUAGAGCGCUAUCUGCCUGCACCUGAGGACAGCCAAGAACACGAGAUAAAUGUGACCAAAGGUUUUGAUGAUGAGACCAAUGAACCCAGCUACUACGUGCGACUGGGCUCAAUUUCUACCAAGCUGCGACAGAGGGCUUACCAGAAGGCUAUCAGCAAGGUUCGUGAUGCCAAGAACAACAGCCAAGAGUCCAUCUCUCAGCUAAACCGCACCAUGGAUCUGAUUGAGUACACAAGAAAGAACAUCAGUGGUGCCAACCAGAAGGUGGUUGACAAAUUGAGCGCAUUAAUGGACUGGAAGUCUACAUCUCAGAGUGACAGUGACACAGAAAACAAGGCAGAGCUAAUCGAAUCCCGGACCUUGACCAUUGCUCGCAACCUGACGCAGCAGCUACAGGCGACUUGUUUGACCCUCGUGUCCAACCUCCAGGGCCUGCCACAGAACAUCCAAGAGCAAACACUGUCCAUUGGCCACAUGGCCAUGGAUGUGUACGCCAGGUUCAACAAUGCUGCAGCUCUGAGCGACCUGUCCGACACGGUGCUCACCAACACUCGUGGUCAGCUGAUGCGCAUGAGAGAUUCCAUUGACAACGUCAUGGAUUAUUUGGUCAACAACACGUCACUCAACUGGCUGGUGGGUCCGUUUUACCCUCGCACAGAACCGACUAGAAAACCAAGAAGCCAGUCCAGUGAAGAGAGCAGUGUUCAGCCUGAAGUGGAAAUGCAGCCACUUGAUCAGGAACAUUAGUUUACCCACACUAUGUCUUUGCAAUGUUUUCUGAAUUUCUGAUUAGUCUUUUUUUUUAAUCAUGUUUUUUUUUUAUCUUGAUGCUGGUAAUGUACAUUCUUUACUAUAAAAUACUACUCAUUCUAUCCCUCCCUCUACUUCUAUCUCUAUCGAUACUACUCUUUCAAUCUCUAUCUUUUACCCAUGAAAUAAACAAUUUGCAGUAUUUACACUAUCAAUCAAUUCCUCAGUAAUGUAAAAACACAUGACCAAGUUAAUAAAUGAGUUUUGUUGCAUCAUCAGCAUUAUAACCAUGAAGUUCUUUCUUAUGUAAUGUAUUGCUUUUGUACUGUCUUUCUACAUUUCUAAUAAAAUCAUAAUCAUAUAAACAA
Pangasianodon hypophthalmus (striped catfish) is the source of this 1782-nucleotide messenger RNA. It is a transcript of the gene plin2, whose product is annotated as perilipin 2. Gene Ontology annotation, cellular component: lipid droplet; cytosol. Bases 131 to 1411 code for a protein of 426 amino acids. The record is from RefSeq and is a predicted model, not a curated record. Lineage: Eukaryota; Metazoa; Chordata; Actinopteri; Siluriformes; Pangasiidae. The transcript has 8 exons. Gene Ontology annotation, biological process: lipid storage; positive regulation of triglyceride storage.